GCGUAACCGGAAUCGACGACACACUUUCACGCCGUGUUUACUAACGGCGGCCGCCAGAGAAAUAAAGCUUCUCCUGCUCUACAGUUAGAGUUAGUUAUAUCAAAGACAAGUACAGAUACUUUCAUAUGGCGGAUCCUGCAGUGGUAUCGGGGGGUGCACUGAAUGCAGGAGGGCGUGGGAGUGGUGGUAAAGCAGCUACCAGCCCUGCAGAGAACUACCACCUGGCCCGACGUCGCACCCUGCAGGUCGUGGUCAGUGCCCUCCUGACGGAGUGCGGCUUUGAGAGCGCCGAGAAGGCAGCAGUGGAAACCCUCACGGAGAUGAUGCAAAGCUAUAUAACUGAAAUAGGUCGCUGUGCGAAAGCUUAUUGUGAACACACGGCCAGAAGCAUCCCAACCCUGUCUGACGCCGUGGUCACCCUCAUUGAAAUGGGUUUUAAAGCCGACACCCUGCCUUUGUAUGCCAAGAGGUCGCAGAGGAUGGUCAUAACUGCCCCGCCAGUGACGAACCCACCUGUGACCCCCAAAGCGCUGUCAGCGGGACAGAAGCGCACUCAUCCAGCUCACAUCCCCAGCCACUUCCCGGAGUUUCCUGACCCGCACACCUACAUCAAAACUCCCACCUUCAGAGAGCCCGUGUCAGACUACCAGGUUGUUAGAGAAAAGGCGGCGAGUCAGAGGAGAGACGUGGAGCGAGCACUGACGCGCUUCAUGGCCAAGACCGGAGAAACCGAGAGCCUCUUCAAAGACGACGUCACUGCCUUCCCACUGAUCGCGGCCCAACCGAGCACUAUCCCGUAUCUCAGCGCCCUGCUGCCCUCGGAGCUGGAAUUACAGACUCUGGAGGAGACGGACUCCUCUGAGCAGGACGACCAGACCGACGGCGAGAACGCAGGAGGGAACAUGAUCAGUGACGACCCAGGAGCCGACAAAGAGAACUCCAUGCUUCCUCCAAGCGCAGUCGUUCCUUCAGCAAAGGCCAGCGAGGACAACGUGAUCGACAACCCGUACCUUCGGCCAGUCAAGAAACCCAAAGUGAGGAGGAAGAAAUGAGUCCAACGUGGACCAACAGACUCCUGUUUGCCACAGUGGUUGCUGCCGUGAGCCGGGACCAGCGCUGCUGUGGCCUUUUUGUAAACCGACUUCUAUUGAAGAGAGAAAUUUCCUUUUGUCGUCUUAACUAUAAUAUUUUCUUCAGCAAGCACUCACUUUGUUAAAAUGUUGUGUAAUGCCACUUUGUAAACAACAUAAAUGUGUAAUAUACAAACCAUACAGUCAUUUUGAGAAUAAAGAAAAAUAAAUGUAUUUUUCUGUUCACUUUUCAAUC
Pungitius pungitius (ninespine stickleback) is the source of this 1326-nucleotide messenger RNA. RefSeq names its product TAF8 RNA polymerase II, TATA box binding protein (TBP)-associated factor (gene taf8). Gene Ontology annotation, molecular function: protein heterodimerization activity. NCBI's taxonomy places the organism in Eukaryota, Metazoa, Chordata, Actinopteri, Perciformes, Gasterosteidae. The transcript has 8 exons. Gene Ontology annotation, biological process: transcription initiation at RNA polymerase II promoter. Gene Ontology annotation, cellular component: transcription factor TFIID complex. The coding region runs from base 126 to 1052 and encodes 308 amino acids. The record is from RefSeq and is a predicted model, not a curated record.